UUUCUUGAACGUUUUCUGGGAAAGAACAUGGGAUUUGGGGAAAACCCUCUGCAGUUUAUAAAAAGGACAAUGGAUCCCACUAGUUCUUCACUUUUCACUUUCACUUCACGGCCUCUUGACUCCUCACCUCCCCAUCUUCUCACCUCUCGCUAAUUACAUUCACGAUGGCCUUCGCACCAAAAGCCUGCAGUCUUUUCCUGGUGGUUUUGCUGGGAGUUUGUAUACAGCUCAACGGAGCUCAACACGUUCCAGGUGCCAGAUGCAAAUGCCCAGGAACCAUUAUGCACACUCAGGAAAUCAUUGAUGACUUUGAAAUCAUUGAAAAGACCCACUACUGUGACACUACUGAAAUCAUUGUUACACUGGCAGAAGAUGGAGCCAGAAGGUGCCUGAACCCUGUUGGAAGGAAGGCCAUGUUUUUCGUCAACUGCUGGAACAGAAUAAACAAGGACGACAAGCAAAAGAAGAGGUGUCUUAAGAGAAAAGCAGAGUGAACGUAACGGAGGAGGAGAGAAGGGGCAUGGAAAACCCAACGGCUGGAUUUUCCCUGAAGUCAUGUGACCAAACACACACAAGAAGAAUGUUGGGGGCUGACACUGCACUUUAGAGAGAGAGAAUGAGAGAGAGAGAGAAAGAGAGAGAAAGAGAGAGAGAGAGAGAGAUAGAGAGAGAGAGAGAGAGAGAGAGAGAGAGAGAGAGGGGAGAGAGAGAGAGAGAGAGAGAGAGAGAAAGAAAGAAAGGAAGAAAGGAAGAAUGAGAGAGAGAGAGAGAGAAGAGGGACUUUCUAUUUCAUCAGUUUCCUUUGUGAUUAUGGGUUACAGCACUGUAUACAACUACAAGUAUACAACACUAAUUGUGAGACAUUUAAAGAUAUCAUAUGUAAAACUCUUUAUUUAUUUUUCUAUUUGAUAUUUAAAUAAGUGUAUAUUAAUGAACAGAUAAAUAUGAUUUUGAUACAACUGAAAUAAAAAGAUUUUUGACACAAC
This is a messenger RNA of Oncorhynchus mykiss (rainbow trout), 986 nucleotides long. Its product is annotated as C-X-C motif chemokine 11. Gene Ontology annotation, biological process: immune response. Gene Ontology annotation, molecular function: chemokine activity. Lineage: Eukaryota; Metazoa; Chordata; Actinopteri; Salmoniformes; Salmonidae. Gene Ontology annotation, cellular component: extracellular region. The record is from RefSeq and is a predicted model, not a curated record.